Molecule: messenger RNA, 612 nt
Organism: Kluyveromyces marxianus DMKU3-1042
Lineage: Eukaryota; Fungi; Ascomycota; Saccharomycetes; Saccharomycetales; Saccharomycetaceae
Gene: PML1
Product: Pml1p
Exons: 1
Coding region: 1-612 (203 amino acids)
Biological process (GO): maintenance of RNA location; mRNA splicing, via spliceosome
Cellular component (GO): nucleus
Molecular function (GO): mRNA binding; protein binding
Source: RefSeq, a predicted model, not a curated record
AUGAAUGGUAAAAGAGAAGGAAGUAGGUAUAUUCAUAACUUCGGCCGUAAAAAAAGUAGAUUUGAAGGUCAUUCCAAAAGACCAAUAUUGCCUAUUUUUGAGCCAUCUGGAUUAUUAGAGCUCGAAAGUAAUCAGAAAGAUGGAAUUCAACUCAAGCAUGUGGAACCAGAAGAUGCUAUGUCCCCAGAUAAGUAUAAUAGUUUAUACAAUAUUCCAAAACUAGAACGUGUACGAUACGAAUUAAUUAUAUAUAGGAAAGGAAUUAAGGGCGAAAUGAGUCGAACAGCAUUGAAUAAUAAAAGUUGUUACGUUAUCGGGAGGGGUUUGGGACGUAGUUUAAGAGAUGUGGAAACGGAUAAAGAAGAAGUUAUCAUUGCUGAUAUUUCCAUACCUGAAGAGAGUUGUUCAAAAGAACACUGUGCUAUUCAAUUCAGACAAAAAAAUGAUACUUUAAUGCCAUACUUGAUUGAUCUUGAUUCUUCAAACGGAACGUCACUCAAUGGUUCCAGUAUACCAAGUUCGCGAUACAUUGAAUUGAAAAGUGGUGAUAUUAUUUGCGUCUCUGAAGAUGAGAAUGAUACAGAUUUUGAACUUGUAUUUGUUGCCGUUUAA